AUGAGAUAAUAACACACGUGGUUGGGGAGGAGACUGUCUGGCUGUUACACUCACCCUCCUUUCUUUCUUCUUUCUCUGUGUCUGUGUCUGUGUGUUAGCUCUGAAAUUUCUUUGGCUCUCUUCUCUAUAUAUAACAAUGGCAAGAAUAGCAAGUAGCUAACCAAAACAAAAGCAACCCAUUUGCUCACCUUUCAAAUUUAUUACACAAUCCUUGAGAGAGAAAUCCAAUCUGUUAAAAGAAACAUCGUUAGAAGUUGCAGGAAUCACAUAUACAAUCCACAUUUUUCGCUCUCUCUCUCAUUUUCUUUGCCAAAAACAAAACUCUUUUUUUUUUUCUUUCUCAUUUGGGGUUUUCUUUUCUGUUUUCUUCCUUUUCAGUUUUUCCCUUUCCUUGGCACUCUCUUUCUUGUAUCUUGCCUUUUUAACAAUUUUGCAUCUCUUUUUUCUCUUUGUCCUUGAUCAAGGUAAGCCUGUUAUAAUUAACCUUUGUUUUCAUUUUUAACUUCUUGUUUUUUUUUUUUUUUUCCUUCUUCUUUGUGGUGUUUUAUUUAAGUUUUUUGUUUUUCUUUCUUAAAAGAAAGAUAUUUGUGACUAAAAAGGAUGAUGCCCUGUGGAUAUUGUCAUUUUGGUGUUUGAUUAUGAAAUGACUGUGCAAGAAAUGGCCAUGGCCAUUUUCUGGAUUACUUUUGAGUUUUAUCUCUCAUUGAAAGUUUUAGAGGUGAAAAAUGAACUUUUUUUCUUCUAAAGAUGAAACUUUAAUUUGGCUUUAUGAGAAAAUGGGUAUCUGAAUUAUAGCUCAAUUCUUUUUUUUUUUUUUCUUUUCAUUAAUACAUUAAAGGUCCUCCAAAUAACAACAUUGUGUCUCCACUAUUCUUGAAGAUCUUCUUGUAGUCUUUUAUCUUGAUGAUUCUUGGGCAGAAACAUUUGGGAGCUUAUAAUCCACGUAAUCACUAGAAAAGGAGAAAGAAAAGUUAUCAAGACCCCAUAUAGAGUAAAAUACAAUUGUCCUCUUCAAUUAAAUGGGGAUAGCAUUUUCAUGCCCAUUUGGUGAUUUUAAUGAUUUGGACAGUCGUUUGAAUGCUGUUCUCAUGAAAUCAAUUGAAAUUGAUGGUGAAGAUGUGAGGACUGCUUUGCGGUCUGUCAGUUUCAAUGGCCGUGAUUCAGAACAUACUAUCUUGAGAUCAUUUGGUUCUGGAAAGAUGCUAUUUGAAGGAUCCCUAAGCUUUAAAGGAAGAGAAUUGAAUACCACAUUUUCCUUUAAGUCUACUGAUUCAGAACUAGCAACAUUUAUUCCUAAAAAUGGGAAUAGGGGUGACCAAUUGACAAGAUCUGAUACCUUGUCUAAGGUAAAACAUCCUACACCAUUGGCUGAAUCAGGGAACCAACUGCACGAGGCUGCUGUGAAGUUGCAGAAAGUGUACAAAAGUUUCAGAACCAGGAGGCAGCUGGCAGAUUGUGCAGUUGUUGUUGAGCAGAGAUGGUGGAAACUGCUGGAUUUUGCUGAGCUCAAGCGAAGCUCUAUAUCUUUCUUUGACAUUGAGAAACCAGAGACUGCUAUUUCACGUUGGUCAAGAGCAAGAACGAGAGCUGCCAAGGUAGGGAAAGGCUUGUCCAAGGAUGCAAAGGCUCGGAAGCUUGCUUUACAGCAUUGGCUUGAGGCAAUCGACCCCCGGCAUCGCUAUGGCCAUAAUCUUCAAUUUUAUUAUUGCAAGUGGCUCCAUUGCCAGAGUACACAGCCUUUCUUCUACUGGCUCGAUAUUGGAGAAGGGAAAGAAGUCAACCUUGAUAGAUGUCCUAGAUCGAAGCUUCAACAGCAAUGCAUAAAGUAUCUUGGUCCUACUGAAAGGCAGACUUAUGAAGUAGUAUUGAAUGAUGGGAAGUUUGUCUAUAAGCAAAGUGGCAAAGUUCUUGAUACAACAGGAGGACCAAAAGAUGCAAAGUGGAUUUUUGUUCUCAGUACAUCAAAAACCUUAUAUGUUGGUCUGAAGAACAAAGGAAGAUUUCAACAUUCAAGUUUCUUGGCUGGUGGAGCCACGCUAUCUGCUGGAAGAAUAGUUGUGGAAGAUGGUGUUUUGAAGGCAGUCUGGCCUCACAGCGGACAUUAUCUUCCAACAGAAGAGAACUUCCAGGAGUUCAUGUCCUUCCUUAGGGAACAUAAUGUGGACCUCAGUAAUAUCAAGGAAAGCCCAGCUGAAGAGGAGGAAGAAGCAAUUAGCAAAAAGGGCAAAAGCAUUAGUCUCCGAGACAGCCAACCAGAUGCAGUUUUAUGCCAACACACAAACAUAACAAGCAUCAAAAGUUUGCCUCAGGAAAACAGAGACUUCAGGAAACAAGAUUCUGCUGCUGCAGAAGAUACUUCUGAUCAGUUCAUACCAAAGCUGUCUCAUGGAUUACAGUUGAACAUUACUAAACUUGAGAUACCAACAAGAGAAGAUGUGCAUGAAAUUUUGAAGGAGGAAGCACGAGGACAAAGCAACGUAGAACCUCCUAAUGAAGAUGGUUAUGAAUCUGGGGAAGAUUCAUGCUUGACAGAGGAAGAUUUCAUAUUUCUUAAGAUUAAUCUGUUUGAUGAAGAUGACAAAGAGGAAGAUGAAGAGCCCAUCCCAAAAGAAAAAAUUGUGAAAAGGAUAAAUUCACAUAAAGGAAUGAAGUCAUAUCAGCUGGCUAAACAAUUAUCAUCUAAAUGGACUACAGGAGCAGGACCAAGGAUUGGGUGCAUGAGGGAUUACCCAUCAGAACUUCAAUUUCGGGUUUUGGAGCAUGCAAACUUGUCACCAAGGACGGAAAGUGCUAACUCAACUCCCCGUUCAGCAUCCCGUUUUAGCCUGAAGGACUCCGCACCAACUCCAGCACGUAGGGAAGCACCAUGUAGAAGUUCCCUUGCUCAAAACUGAGCAACAGUAAUGUCUUAGAUUACAACAGCUUAGUCUGUAUCAGAUACAAGAAAAAUUCUUCCAACUGAUUUAGCACUUAAUUCAAGAGUAGAGAAGACGAUAUAGUAAAUUCUUUUUACAUUCUUUUCUACACCAUUCUUUUAUACACUUUUGCCUUGGUUCUUUUUCCUUUGUACAUUUCACAGAGAAAAAAUGUUAAAGGAUUUAUCAGGUCUUUUUCUUUUGCUGUCA
Molecule: messenger RNA, 3125 nt
Organism: Ricinus communis (castor bean)
Lineage: Eukaryota; Viridiplantae; Streptophyta; Magnoliopsida; Malpighiales; Euphorbiaceae
Product: IQ domain-containing protein IQM6
Exons: 9
Coding region: 1020-2894 (624 amino acids)
Source: RefSeq, a predicted model, not a curated record